UCGAUGGGUAUAAAAUGGGCGAGCUCGGGUGCUGGAGCAUCAGAAAGUCUACGGACGUUGAAGCUGCAGUAUCUAGUCCUUGCUACCUUGCAAACAGUCAGCGUUUUUGGAGCUCUAACUUAGCAGGAUGAGGCGAACACGUUUCUUAGUGAGACCAGUCCGUUCUUGGCAGUACGUGGGUCUGAUGGUUGUGUCGUUGGCCUGCAUGACAUUGGGCCUGGUCUCGAGGGACCGCGAAGGAAGAUCUGGAAGCCUCGUUGGUCCAGAACUGAAGCAUUCUGCACCACAUAAGGUGGACGCUUGCCCAAAUGAGCUGGCCAUGGUAUUCCGACGGCUUGCUGACGACCCGGCUGACAAAGGACUCGAUUUCGGUGACAAUCGAAUUACUCCCUAUAGUUUUGAUCAAUCGAGAGUACGAUCUGUGGGAUCGAGAUCACGGUCUGUGAGAUCGAGAUCAUUGGAUCGGGAGAGUGGACGAAAUGAACGUCGGUUUUUGGAAAGAAACCGAGAGUCUAAUUUACGAGAAUUGGAGAAUCGAAGACUGAACAGAAAUAUGCGAGAAGCAGAGAAUCGAAGACUGAAUCGAGAUGUUCGAGAAAUGGAGAAUCGAAGACUGAGUGGUAGCAAAUUUGAUAGGAAUCGGAACUCUAAGCGCGUUACUGAAGAACGACGAUCAGUAUCAGAACGAAGGAUUCGAGAAGCUAUGGAACGUCGGGAUAUGAGGAACGCACGAGUUGAAGCUUCUCGAGUUCGGGAAAGUCGGGAUAGACGUCUCGAGGAAAGAGUUAGAGAAAUUCGUAACAGGCGCGUUGAGGAAACUAGAGUUCGGGAAAUUCGCGAUAAGCGCGUUAAUGAAAAUAGAGUUCGGGAAAUGCGGGAAAGACGUGCUAUUGAUACGUCGCGGAUUCGUGACACGCGAAAUGGUCGCACUGUAGCAUCACGAGCUCAAGAAUCUCGAAAUGGCCGCCUUACUUCUAGACUAGUUGACUCACGAGAAGAACGUACUGUUGAAGUUUCGCGAAUCCGUGAAUUACAAAACGAACGUCUUGCAGCCUCUAGAGUUCGUGACUCACGAGAUCGUCUCUCAGCUGCAAGAUUAUUAGAAGCCCGUGAAAGACGUUCUAUUCCAACAGAACGAUCUCGCGAAACCCGAAACGAACGUCUCGUACGGUCUAGACUCUCCGAAAUACGCGACUCGCGUCUUCCAGAAGUUUCCCGAAUACGAGUACGAGACACUCGGAAUGAACGUAUUCCAGCUACGCGAGCUCGUGACUCACGAGAUCAGCGACUCUCAGCUUCUAGAUCAUUAGAAACCCGGGAAAAACGCGCCGUGGAAAAGUCACGAGUCCAAGAAACACGAAACGAACGACUUGCUGAGGCUUCUAGACUUCUCGAGCGUAGGGCUCGUGAUGCAAAUGCUCAAGAUCGCGUUCCAUUAACCAGCCGAAUUCAAGAACGCAGAUCCGCAGAACGUCAGCAGGUCAAUCGUCGCAUUGACAGCGCUCGUGACUCAUCAGUAAUUUCUCGAGACCGCAAAGCAGAUGCGGUCCGCGUCGAUCGCGUAUCAGAACUCGCGGCUCAACUUACGCGACUUAACUACCUCAGUAAAUUCCCCGAACUCAAAAUAAAGACAUCGAAUUACGAAUACUUCAAAGAAGCUUUGGUAGCUGCUUUGUGCGCAGUCUACGCCGCGUCUAUUUUCCAAGGGAAGACCAGCUACUUCAGGAACAUCAUCCCCCAAACCAACCGCUUCGUUGUCUGGUAAAAAAUUACCGAGAUUCAAAAAUAUAUUUUCAACAACUGGCAAUUCUGGCACUCAUAUUUAUCUAUAUACAUAUAUAUAUAUUUAUUCUGGCCUUAUAAAUCUAACCCUAGUUCUUAGAUUGACCUGAAAUUUUUCCUGAAUAUUUAUAACAGCCAGAAAAACUUAUACUCAUUAAAAAAAUAUAACUAUAUAUUAUAUAUUUAUUGUAGCUCUCUAAUGAGAGCAUCCUGUUAUUGAUAAAUAAAUAAAUAAAUAUUUUUCGU
This is a messenger RNA of Microplitis mediator, 2028 nucleotides long. RefSeq lists its product as uncharacterized. Lineage: Eukaryota; Metazoa; Arthropoda; Insecta; Hymenoptera; Braconidae. The record is from RefSeq and is a predicted model, not a curated record. The coding region runs from base 128 to 1765 and encodes 545 amino acids. The transcript is spliced from 4 exons.